GCCAAGUAUGCUGAUCCCCUCUGCACUCUUCUCUUCUCAAUUAUUGUAAUAAUGACGACGCUUCAGCUGUUUAGAGAGUCUUUGUACGUCCUUCUGAAUGCAGUUCCACAAAAGCUUAGUUUGCACACCCUGUAUUCCGAGCUGGCUAGUCUCGAGGGUGUCAGAUCUGUGCAUCACCUAAACGUAUGGCAGCAAACGACUCAGCUUACGGUAAUGAUGGUGCAUCUCGUCACAGACUCUCGAACAGACGGCAGUGCGGUGCUCCAGGCGGCCUCAGAGCUCGUAUCCGGCUCAAGAUACAACAUAGACCAUGCCACUAUUCAAAUCGAACAACAACUGCGCAGCCUUAAUAUAUAAUCAAUUUUUAGUGGAAUUACCUUAUAGCACUUUUUUGACCCACCAAAGAAAUCGAAGGAAUCUUGUGAUUUCAGCCACGUUUUAAUGAUAUGUCCCCUCGAUGGCUAUUUAAUUACUUAUAGUUUCAUACUUUGGUAUUUAUAUUUAUAAUCAGACUUAUUACUCCAAAUAAAAUAUUAAA
Messenger RNA from Drosophila subpulchrella, 538 nucleotides. RefSeq names its product zinc transporter 3-like. The coding region runs from base 52 to 357 and encodes 101 amino acids. The transcript is spliced from 3 exons. Gene Ontology annotation, cellular component: plasma membrane. The record is from RefSeq and is a predicted model, not a curated record. Gene Ontology annotation, biological process: zinc ion transmembrane transport; response to zinc ion. NCBI's taxonomy places the organism in Eukaryota, Metazoa, Arthropoda, Insecta, Diptera, Drosophilidae. Gene Ontology annotation, molecular function: zinc ion transmembrane transporter activity.